Serendipita indica DSM 11827 is the source of this 405-nucleotide messenger RNA. NCBI's taxonomy places the organism in Eukaryota, Fungi, Basidiomycota, Agaricomycetes, Sebacinales, Serendipitaceae. The record is from the annotation of a GenBank genome assembly.
AUGCCUGUUCGCCUUCGUCUCGCGCGUCACGGCACGACAAACAAUCCAUUUUAUCAUAUUGUCGCCAUUAAUCAACGAAAAGCGCGCAACGCCAAACCACUGGAACUCCUUGGGACGUACGAUCCUAUCCCACGCGCUCCGACCAUCAACAAGAAAACGUAUCCGGAGAUGUAUGCCACGAGCUCUCAACCUCAUGACGGCGUUGCGACAAAACGCGUCGAAUGGAACCUUGAGAGGAUACACUGGUGGAUAAGCCAGGGAGCGCAGCCGUCUGAUUCUGUUAUGAGACUAUUUACAAUGGCGGGUAUAGAGGUGCCUUUCCGGAAGGAUUGGGUUGAAAAGCAUCCACCGCAAGGAACACUAUAUCACCACAUCGAGAAACCGUCGAAGAAGACAAUGGCAUAG